AUGCCCAACAUGUCUGCUCUUAAUCCCUUGACCAAAGAAAAAGAAUUCGGAGGAGUUCCUGGUGCGUUUGCCAUCACAACUGGUCUUCCAACCUUGAUUGUGGCGCUAUAUUUUUUGUGUAACGAUAGUUAUGUGAUCGAUGGUUCCUCCAUCGAUCUUGAGGCUCUCAAAUCACAAUUUUUCAAAAUAGACUGGGUUAAAGAUGCCUUUUUUAACAACUCUGUAUGGAAUUUUUACCUCAGUUGGUUUUUCGGAUUGCUUGCGCUUGAUCUUGUCACUCCGGGCCAAUAUAUGGAAGGUAUUACCUUGAGAGAUGGUACUAAAUUGGGGUAUAAGAUCAAUGGAUUGAACUUUAUAUCGAUCUUGUCAGUGUCCAUGAUCAUAAGAUUAUACUUGAACAAAGGAUAUUCGCCGGAAUUGGAAUUCAUCUAUGAGAACUUUUUGGAAUUGGCAGUGGUGUCGAUCAUUUUUUCUGCUUUGUUAGCGACAUUUGUCUUCAUUUGUUCUUACAUCCCAUUACGUAGCCUCAAUGGCCUUAAAACCAAAGAAAGGAUCCUUUCGAUCAAUGGGAACUCAGAAAGUGGGUUCUAUAAUUGGUUUAUUGGUCGUGAAUUGAAUCCAAGAAUUGGACCUGUUGAUAUCAAGCUCUUCUGUGAGUUGAAGCCAGGACUCUUGCUUUGGUUGGCCAUCAACUUUUCUUGUAUCCAUCAUCAAUACUGGAAUAGCGGAACUGUUUGCGAUGCAUUACUUCUUGUAAAUUUCUUGCAAUUGUUUUACAUUUUCGAUGGGGUGCUUAAUGAAGCCGGGGUGUUGUCGAUGAUGGAUAUUACCACUGAUGGGUUUGGAUUCAUGUUAGCAUUUGGAGAUUUAUCCUUGGUGCCAUUCACAUACUGCUUACAAUCCCGUUACUUGUCAUUGAAGCCAAUUCAUCUAGGAGCUGCUACCGACGUUGCAAUAUUAGCCUUGAUGUUUUUUGGGUACUAUGUUUUCCAUCAAUCCAAUCAACAAAAAUCAGACUGGAAAUUAGGGAAAUUGGAUGGUAAGAAUUACAAAUUUAUCAAGACCAAAACUGGAACUAAAUUAUUAUGUGAUGGAUGGUGGGGAUUGUCUCAGCAUACCAACUAUUUCGGUGACUGGUUGAUCAGUUGGUCCUGGUGUUUUAGUACUGGAUUCAACACUCCAUUGACCUACUAUUAUGUUGCCUAUUUUGGCGGACUACUAUUACAUCGUCAGCAAAGAGAUGAAGCAAAGUGCUCGGUGAAAUACGGUGAAAAAUGGGAUGAAUAUAAACGAAGAGUCCCAUACAAGAUUAUUCCAUAUGUUUACUAG
Saccharomycopsis crataegensis is the source of this 1329-nucleotide messenger RNA. RefSeq names its product delta(14)-sterol reductase (gene ERG24). The coding region runs from base 1 to 1329 and encodes 442 amino acids. Gene Ontology annotation, cellular component: endoplasmic reticulum membrane. The record is from RefSeq and is a predicted model, not a curated record. Gene Ontology annotation, biological process: ergosterol biosynthetic process. Gene Ontology annotation, molecular function: Delta14-sterol reductase activity. The transcript has a single exon. Lineage: Eukaryota; Fungi; Ascomycota; Saccharomycetes; Ascoideales; Saccharomycopsidaceae.